ACGCACACGGGCGAACGACCUUACCGGUGUGAGGAAUGCGGGAAGAGCUUCAGGCAUAGAUCAACGUUGACCAUCCAUCACCGCGUGCAUUCGGGGGAGAGGCCCUACAAAUGCCCCGAGUGCCACAAGAGCUUCAAGAACAGCUCGGAGCUGGUGCGCCAUGGGCGGAUCCACACCAGCGAGCGACCCUACGAUUGCUCCCAAUGUGGGCGGCGUUUCGGUGACACCUCCCAACUGGUGCGGCAUUGGCGGAUCCACACCGGCGAGCACAACCAUCCCAACCCAACCUGCGGGAAGAGCUUUUCCAACCGUCCCAGGCUCACCAACCACCGACUGGUGCACACCGGUGAGAAGGAUUACCACUGCCCCGACUGCGGCAGAGGCUUCAACCGUCGUUCCAACCUCCUGGUUCACCAGCGGUCCCACCUGGAGCAGAAACCCUUUAUUUGCCUGGAUUGCCCCAAAAGCUUCACCUGCAGCAACCAACUCAUCCAGCAUCGGCAGAUCCAUAGCGAGGAGAAGCCUUAG
Molecule: messenger RNA, 528 nt
Organism: Fulmarus glacialis (Northern fulmar)
Lineage: Eukaryota; Metazoa; Chordata; Aves; Procellariiformes; Procellariidae
Product: zinc finger protein 436-like
Exons: 1
Source: RefSeq, a predicted model, not a curated record